AUGCAAUAUGAUAAACUUGUGGACGAGUCGGAAAUGCAGUUGCAGGACGCGGCUAGGAAUGUGGCGUUAGCAAAAGCAAUAAGGAAGCUCGGCAAACAGUACCGCGAAGCCAUCAUCAAUGUCCAUAUUUGGGCGAAUUUAAAAUAUUGCGAAAAAAGCCUUAAAAAUCUUCAUUUUAUGCAGUUUCUAAGGCUAGCUCAGUCUUAUGGCGAAAAAGAAACGAAAAAAUUUGCGAAAGGUUAUCCCACCGCAAUAAUUGAGCCCGUUUCAAUAUUCUUAUACCUUUUGGCAGCCCGAUUAACCAUCCCUAUUCCUCCCAUCGGUCAGCAGGUAAUAUUUGCUUCCCCAAUUUCGCAGCCAGGGCUAGCGCUCACAUUAACCAAAUGUUUUAAACCACGGGACAUACCGAGUCCCACCAAUUACAAUCCUAGCGACGCCAAUAUUCCCAAACUUUACUACAUUGGCUUUAUUUGGGAUUUCGAAAAUUUGCAACCUGAAUUUCAAAAUAUAUUGCGGUUGCUCGUUUUCGUUGGAGGCUGGGCUCCCGAAAUCCUUUUUACUGGGAUUAGCAAACAGUGGGGCAGCAACGGCGAAUUAGAAUCUUUGGUUGAAAAAACACCUACACCACAAGAGGUUAAAUUGAACCUAAAGUUUUUAAAGCAAAAAACCUGCGUUUUAUCAGCAGUGGAAAGCCAGACAAUAUAUCUGGUGAACCCUAUCGUUUUUAAGUCCGUGGAAGCGCAUACACCUAACAAGGCCGAAUGGAAACGCCGAGCUAUCGACACUGUCUUUCGUGUGUUCCCAACAGAUUAUUACAUGGAGCCUAUAAACUUUACCCAAAUCGUUCGCGCCAUAACACCCUGCCUCAACCGGGUUCUCUGCUAUUUUUUUAAAGGCACCACCACCGAGCACCCAAAACGUCUCGUUCGAGUUUGCCGGGCUGCGUCCUUGUUCCGCGAUUCCGCAUGGAAGAUUUUUUUAACGAGGAUCGCAUCUCAGGUUGCAACCUCUUUUAAAAACAACCAGCUUGCCGUGGAAAUAGGUUUUCGGCAAGUUUCUCUAUCGAGGUCGACAUACAAGGAAUACUUUUCUGUAGGUCUGGACGCUGGUAUUAAGAGCCUGGAUAUCCGGUGUGCGUAUGGGAACGCCAUUUUCGGCAAGGCCCUACUGUCAGAGGCCAGGGCACGCCUUUUUAAUUGCAAGGGACACCAGUCGGUCGAAAAAGCCCUUUCUAGAUUCCGUUUUUUCACAGGGACCUCGACGUUGGAAAAAUACAUAUUUGUCGAAUCCGAGCUGCUUUUAGCGACAAGCUUACGCCACGAGGGUAAAUUUAAAGAGGCUGGCGAACGUUUUUUUGGUUUGUUUAACAAGGUUUAUCCCAGCAAUUUUAGGAUUUUUUCAGCUUGGAACGAAAUCCAAUGCGAGCUAGGAUUUGUUUCCCAGGCCACCAACUUCCUGGUUUCCGAAUAUUUGUCUUUUCGACUUAAUCCGUUCUCCUCCGGCGGAAAGCGACAUCUUUUGGCAAUUGCAAAUGUUUAUUUUAUGGAAGCAUUGUGGGAGAAAUAUAAAAAUAUAACGGUCAACUUUCGCUCUUUUUCGGCGGCAAAGUCAAUUUUUUCGAGCUUUCGCGAUUUGCCCUGUUCAAAUAUAUCAGCUAAUCACUCACUUUUCGCUGUACUUUCAGGAUUUGGCAUAAUAAAUUUAAUGCGGUUAGAGUGGGUUGCGGCACUGUCCUACUGGAAAGAGGCAGUUAACGUCGCUAAUCAGUGGUUACGUAAUCAUAAAUCUGCGCGGAUGGUUGUUUUGUACGCCCAAAGCGAGAUUUAUUUUCGUUUAGGGGAUACCAAGGCACACAAUCUCGCCACAAAGUCGGGUAAACUCUUUCUGGAACAUGGCCGACAUUACCAAUUUAUUGGUCAUGGAUCCAUUUGGCUGGACGUACUAGGAAAUUAUGCCCAGAAAUGCGGACGACCAAGGAUGGCACCGAUAUUCGAUCAAAACAUUUCCGCUAGCUAA
Messenger RNA from Pyricularia grisea, 2016 nucleotides. RefSeq lists its product as uncharacterized. The transcript is spliced from 5 exons. The record is from RefSeq and is a predicted model, not a curated record. Lineage: Eukaryota; Fungi; Ascomycota; Sordariomycetes; Magnaporthales; Pyriculariaceae. Bases 1 to 2016 code for a protein of 671 amino acids.